CUUCUCACGCGGUCCGUGUCGGUUCUUGGCGAAGCUCUGCGGUCCGAUUUUGGGUUUCGGGAUAUUGCGUUACGUCGCGAGUCACGACUACGUCGCGCGAGGUGGCAAAUAUUUUGGUCCGUCGGGGAACUUCCGGGUGUGGGAGCAAAAGGGAAAGAGAGAGAGGGCGCACCGGAAAUCGAAUCGACAGCGGGAAGAAGAAGAAUUUAAAGGUUGAUUGAAAAUUUGGUUGGGAUUAAAUUUUCGGUGGAAUUUGAAGGCUCGGCGUUCAUCGGAAAAGGGGGUUACUGGGCCACACAGCGGCGGUCAAGGUCCGGGAAGUGGUGAAAGUGCCGGGAGAUUUACGGAGCGUGAUGUAACAUCACAAAAGUGCCACUUGGCGUUCACUCUUACCGCAAAAGGUCGGAGCGUUGGUGUGGGGUUGGGCACAGAGGCGGGAGUGUUAAUUUGACACGAGUUUGUUUUUAAUUCUGAGUGCUGUGUCGAGUGUGGCAGUAAUUAAUGACAGCUCCCCGUGGGUCUUCUGUCUUUGCUAGUGUUUUCGACGAGGUGGGAAAAGUCUCCCCGGUGAAUUGACACCCGGAAAAUCAUCCUGCUGAGCAAAAGGUCGUCGCACAGAAGAGUGGGACGGUAAAUCAAAAAGAAGAAACCUCGACGCGACACGACACGACAGGUUGGGAAUCAGCUGGGAGCGCUGCAAGCACUGCUGGUGUCAUUAGUGAGCUUGCGGUAGAGGAGAAGAAGAAGAAGACUAAGAGGAAGGCGCUUCGUUUAGCGGCUUUGAAUGAAGACCUCUCCACGUGUGGACUGUGGGCACGUGUGGACAUAUGCAAAUGAAGUGCCACCGACCGCCGCACGCCGCCGCCCGUUCGGCCUCGUAAUGUGAUGUGACAUUAGUGUGGUGACGUCCCAGCGAGAGAGAGAGAGAGACAAAGCGAGCGAGUUGUUGGUCCUUGUGGCAGGUCCUCUCUAACCUGUCACCGCAGCCAGCACUGGAGGACAGCAGAGUGCAUCGUGAUAAUUUAGCAGCAUCAGCAGCAGUGUGUCAGUUGUGCGGAAAGUGUGCUUUUGGGGUCUAUUUCAAAAACGGUCGCUGGCACCUGCCACGAGUGUGUGUGUGUAUGUUUGAGUGUUUGUGCAAGAGGUCACGUGGUGAAGGGUCGACCCUGGGGUGGUCUGAGGCCAAGGCUAUUUAAGGGUGAAAUGCAGCACAUUUAGAAUAGUGUGGCGAAGGGAUGCUGUGCAGUGCAGUGCAGGUGCAUUGUUUGUCAAAGCGAUAAAAUGAUGCUGGUUUGGGCUUAAAAGUUUGUGCCAACGUUGUAUAACUCUGUGUGUGUGUGAUAAGUUUGGUGGGAAAAGUCAAACCAGAUGUUUGGAACCGCACACCCCACAGUGCAUAAUGCAGUUAUGAAAUUGUGAUUGAACAGCACAAACAACAAGAGGUUAGUUUGUCAGAAAGGCCGCAGCAUUCCACAACAUCAACCGCACCCGUCGAAAAAGCUCAUCAAGUGCAGAGAGAACGCUCUAAAAGUUGCGAAAAUGACGCUACCGUCGAUGGCUUCAGUAGCCCCACUGUAGUGAAGUGCUUCCGGUGCAGAACAAGUGCUGCCGCGGUAAAGGGAUGAGGCCAGGAAGGCAGUCUGAAGUGAUUGAUGAAUAAUUAAACUAGUGUGAAAACUGUGUUGUUCGCGCAACGGAACCGGCUUGCAGCUCACGGGGUUAGUUUGGGGAGUUCUGACAAAAAAAAGAACAUCGGAGUUGCCCAAAUUGCGACACAUAAAUCUAACGCUGGUUCGACUGCAAACCAGUGGGCUCGAUCGGGCACGGCAGUGACUUCAUCAUCAUCAUCAACCGGCGAGGUUCGGGUUGGGAACUGUGAUGAGAGACCACCAAGUGUUUCCGCUAGAACCGGCGGGUUGAACCGGGCGGCCGCGUUAUACGCCAGUAGUAGGUCAUGUGAAGCCCCUCGGCGCGGAACAAAACUUGUUUUUGCUGAAUAAAUUAUUUACCCCCCUUAAACACACACACAUCCACACACGACAUAAGCGCUCGUAAAAAAUAACCACUGUACGUCAAAGCGUCCGGAGGGUUCUAACCUCCAAAAAAGAAAAACAGAGACAGAAACCCCCUCGCACGAGGGACCCCUCCUAACCAACACAAAUACGCAAUAGGAUAGACCGGAACCACGGGUUCUAAAUUUCCCCGAGAAAAAAAAUAUCCGGACCGCGGUCACCACCGCCGAGGGUCGUAAAAAAGGGAUCAACCUCGGAGCGGGCAAGUGUUGGUUUUUUUUUCUCUAUUGUGGAAGUGAGCUCAACUCAGCGGAAGAGCCUCGACGGCAGCAGCUAAAUCUACAACAACAUAUCGGAAUACAGCAUCAACCAUAGCCAGUAGCAGCGAUGGAAACACGAAUAGGAUUACUGGGAUUACUUUUCUACUACUGCAUUGUGAUUGCCACUGUGCUAAACCUCAUCAACGGUGAGGUGCAAUCCUACUGGGAACAACCCUACUCGCAGCCCUACUUUGACAACAGUACCAAGCGGGAAGUGACCGCCACCGUAGGGCAGUCAGCGCUGCUGCACUGCCGGGUGCGGAAUCUAGGCGAUCGAGCGGUGUCCUGGAUCCGGAAGCGCGACCUGCACAUCCUGACCGUCGGCAUCCUGACGUACACGAACGACCAGCGGUUCCAGUCGCUGCACACCGAGGGCGGCGACGAGUGGACGCUGCGGAUUACUUCGCCCCAGCCCCGGGACUCGGGCACGUACGAGUGCCAAGUGUCGACGGAGCCCAAAAUUUCCCAAGCCUUUCGGCUCAGCGUCGUGGUGUCCCGCGCCAAGAUCCUCGGCAACGCGGAGCUGUUCAUCAAGAGUGGCAGCGACAUCAACCUGACGUGCGUGGCGCUGCAGUCGCCGGCCCCGCCCUCCUUCAUCUACUGGUACAAGGGCGGCCGGGUCGUCAACUACUCCCAGCGGGGUGGCAUCAGCGUCCUGACCGAGCGGCAGACCAAAACGAGCAAGCUGGUCAUCGCGCGGGCCAUGCCGUCCGACUCGGGCAACUACACCUGCUCGCCCAGCAGUUCCGACUCCGCCAGCGUGGUGGUGCACGUGAUCAACGGCGAGCAGCCAGCCGCAAUGCAGCACGGCAAUAGCAGCGCUAAUAGCAUUUUAAUAAAUAAGCAUCGUAUCAGCUUUGGCUUCAGUCUAGGGCCACUGACGGGGGACUCGCUGCCCCUGUCGCUGUUGGCCAGUAAAAAUUUCAUACUCUCAUUAACAUCGUCGUGGUUUUGUUUAAUGCUGCAAUCGAUGUGCCUGGUUGGUGCUUACAGGUGAUUUAUGGCUUAAAAAGGGCCUCACCUAGCUCUGUUUUUUUUAUAAUUUUGAAGCUCGGUGGUGUCGAAUAGCAGCACACAUACCGUGUAGGUUUUUUUGGUUGUUGUUUCGUGUCUGUGGUUGUUUUCUCAACCAGCACCAUUGUUUUGGUUUGAUGCUUUUAUGAGAUUCUAUGAAUUCAUCGGGUUUUUUGUAAACGUAACCUGAACCAGAUGAUGCUCUCAAGUGGAAGUUUGGGAACUUUUAUGCAGUCUCCAACAAAAACAAAAAAACAAAAACAACAACAACAACAAUAGCACACGCUCUCGUACACACAUACACUUUUGAUUACAGUAUAAAUUGGAAACGGAAAAAUCGCGAUGAAACACCAACACACCCAGAGAGUAUCAGACAAAUUUAUUGUGUACAGAGUAGAAAACAAUCUAGUGUAGAACAAGUUUGUUGAGAGCUGAGACUUAUAAGGGAGAAAGUUGCGUUUUGUUAAGGUGUCCCGAUUGAUUAACAUGUUCACAAAAGUUUUUCAUUUCAAAUUUUGUUGUGCCCCAUUUUCAGACAAAGGGGUAGGUCCUCUUUAUCGAUUAUAUUGGCAGAAUAAGCACUUUUUAAUUGGAAACUUUGAUGAAACCUUUUCUCUGCUGUUCUAGCAAAAGCGUGGUUGAGUUUUCAAAAGAACGCAAGAUAGGUAUAGUGUACACCGUGAUCUUAGACAAAAAAAUAUUUUAAAAAAAUACAAAAGUGAACUUACAAUUGAAAUGUUUUCUUGAGAAAUUAUGGUAAAAAAGCCCUUUAUGAAUUGAUGCCAUCAAUUUAUUUAUUUCUUUCUAGACAUUUAAUCAAUUCUCAGUGUUAAAUCUUUUUUGAUUGGUAUAUAACUUUGUCCAUCAAUUCCUUAUGUUUCAAAAUAUCUAUUUUACAUCAUUGAAAUCUUCUUAUAAAUUUGGAGGCUGUCCAUACAAGAGUGCUAUGAAAAUACUUGGAAUACAGUACACGGUAAAAAAUGAGUGAAUUUUGAAAGUGUAAUAUUAGAAGGUAGACUAUUACCUCUUUUAUCAAGUAAGCAAUUCUGAGAGAUUUCGGUCAUUCGUUUUUUUUUGUAUUGUUUAAUCCGGCUGAAACUUUUUUUGUGCCUUCGGUGUGCCCAUCUGUAUCUUUUGAAGGAAUUUAUUGAUCGAUUUGGUGUCUUCGGCA
Culex quinquefasciatus (southern house mosquito) is the source of this 4517-nucleotide messenger RNA. RefSeq names its product protein sidekick-1. The transcript has 7 exons. Gene Ontology annotation, biological process: synapse organization. The coding region runs from base 2400 to 3329 and encodes 309 amino acids. The record is from RefSeq and is a predicted model, not a curated record. Gene Ontology annotation, cellular component: neuron projection membrane. Lineage: Eukaryota; Metazoa; Arthropoda; Insecta; Diptera; Culicidae.